CGUAGAAGGCAUUGUAUUUCAUUGUUAUUGUAUUGUAGAAGUAUAAAAACCCAAGCGUUUCCUUUCAGUUCUUCAGGCGAGCAGGUUCUUCCCAAGUGAAUCCCCCCAGCAACUAUCCCAACCGUUCUUUCUACCAACUACCAACCAUUCUUUAAUUCAUCCUCACGUGUAUACAUGAUGUCUUCUUCCACGAGUUCCCUUUCCUACAAAGACUCAGUCUUUUCCUUUCCUCAACCCGACUACGACCAAUACUACCCGUAAGUCCGCCGACUGCCUUCAGGCCGUUUUGAAUACACUCUGACCAUGAUUGCCGUUGUAGUGUUUCAAAGUCUGCUAUGCGACUUCCGUCUUACACUCGUUAUGUGGAACGCAGAGUUGUCAGAGCAUGGAAGAAAAUCACCGGCCUGACUAAAAAGCAGCACCGCGCAUCAUUCCUUCCUCCGAACUUCGUGUUCGUUACCCCAUCGGCAAAGAGGCGGAGCAUCAGAUACGUCUAUUAGGGCUGUUGCUGGACGACACUGUGUAUCUUUUUACGAAGAAUUAUUCAUGGGAUUUACGUGGACUUUACACAGACACAUAUGCAUUGGACAUAUUAUUGGGACAGUAUUACCAUAGACCUA
Molecule: messenger RNA, 620 nt
Organism: Desarmillaria tabescens
Lineage: Eukaryota; Fungi; Basidiomycota; Agaricomycetes; Agaricales; Physalacriaceae
Exons: 1
Coding region: 336-500 (54 amino acids)
Source: RefSeq, a predicted model, not a curated record